Molecule: messenger RNA, 2048 nt
Organism: Corvus hawaiiensis (hawaiian crow)
Lineage: Eukaryota; Metazoa; Chordata; Aves; Passeriformes; Corvidae
Gene: RLIG1
Product: chromosome 4 C12orf29 homolog
Exons: 7
Coding region: 308-1294 (328 amino acids)
Biological process (GO): response to reactive oxygen species
Molecular function (GO): RNA ligase (ATP) activity
Source: RefSeq, a predicted model, not a curated record
UGGGCCCGUGCCCGAGCCCAGGGGAAAUCGCUGGGCCGCGGGUUACAACAGCGCGGAUCGUGUUAGAGCCCCCGGCCACAGCCGAGUGGCGAGAAGUUUGGCUGCAGAUUUAAGGGAAACUCACGGGAGAGGUUUGCAUAGGAUUCUCCCCCUGAAAUUCAGGGAAGAAGGGCCGUCUGAGUGCUGUGUCAGCUCAGCCCCACGCAUUUCCUGGCAAGUGCAUACAGGUGUUCACCCUGAUGCUGUGUUUGCUUUUUCUAAGUGAAGGCCACUCCAGCAUGACCGCACGGGGAGCCUGCCUAAAACCAUGCUGCCAUUCCCACCUGUGAGCCUCGUACGAAGAAAAAUGAGCUUGUAUCCCUUUUGGGUUUGGCCAUUUAAAGUUUUGGCAACUGACACUAUAACUGGAAAGGCAUUAGAGGCAGAUGUACACAAUGCAGUUCCUACUGAAAAGGUGGAUGGAACCUGCUGUUAUGUAACUACAUAUAAAGGACAGCCCUACCUAUGGGCCAGGUUGGAUCGAAAACCCACCAAACAAGGUGAAAAAAGGUUUAAACGAUUCUUAUAUUCAUUGGAAGAUUGCAAAGAAUUUGUUUGGAAUAUUGAAGAGGAUUUCAAGCCUGUUCCAGAUACCUGGAUUCCAGCAAAGGACAUAGAGUUCUCUAAUGGCAAUCCUUUGCCUGAUGAAAAUGGACAUAUGCCAGGUACCUAUGAUGCAGCACAGGUAAAACUGGGGAAAGGUUGGGUGCCUGUGGAGAAACACAGUAAGCAGUACUGCUGGCACUCAUCUGUUGUAAAUUAUGAGGCUGGAAUAGCGCUGGUAUUGAAACACCAUGCUGACCCGGGGCUUCUGGAAAUCAGUCCCGUGCCAUUAUCAGAAAUCUUAGAACAAACAUUGGAGCUUAUUGGGACUAAUAUCAAUGCAAAUCCAUAUGGAUUAGGAAGCAAGAAGCACCCUGUACAUCUUCUAGUACCACAUGGAGCAUUUGAAAUAAAGAAUCCACCUGCUUUGAAGCAAAACGACAUACUGUCUUGGUUUGAAAGCUGCACUGAGGGUAAAGUUGAAGGAAUUGUGUGGCACUGCCAUGAUGGGUGUUUAAUCAAGCUCCAUCGCCAUCAUCUUGGUUUACCUUGGCCACUUGCAGAGACAUACCUGAAUUCUCAGCCUGUUGUAAUUUCUUUUAAUAGAACGAAAUAUGACUGUGACUUUGAACCAAAGAGUUUGUUUCACCAUUUUUCAAAGUUGGAUGGACAAAGAUUUGACAGACUCAAAGAUAUCAAGUUUGAUGCUUGAAACGAUUGUUUUAAGUUAAUGUAUGUGCUGCAUUCCUCUUACUUUUCUGUACCACAGAAUUCUUCAUGAAUACUCUUCUAGCUUAGGCAACAGCCCAGGUACUGUAUCAUUUUAAUUUUAUUCUAAAUGACUAAUUUUAAAUAACAGAAAUCUGCCAGCCAGAGCAGAGAUCUAGCUUCCAGCAUGUUUAUUUUCUGAAAAAUCCUUAACUUUUGAACCCACUCCUGGAAACGGCUAGCAUUUAGUGUAGGAAGUGUGUUGUCUACUGGCUGGUCUUAAAAGCUUUACUAAUGAAUGCAAUCAACUGGAAAAGUUACAUAGGUUGCGCUUCUACAGAUGUAAUUAUUAUAUGUACACUAUUAUAUGUAGGUUUGAGAUUUAGCAUCAAGUUUCUUAACAGUAAAAGGACAUAUUUCACGUGGGACCAGAAUUAGUCCUAAAAUUUGACAAUUUUUUUUACAGUUGUAACAGUUUCUUAUGGGGAAAACUUCCUGGUAUCAUUUAACUGUUCAUCUGCAGCAUUAUGCUAUUAUUUAAAAACCCAAUUAACCUAUAUCCUACAGGGAUUGCACUAUUUUGGGAAAAAAGAGUAAAUAAUAGAAAAUAAAUGAGUUUUAUUUUGGAGAACCUAGUAAGUGGAGAGAGAGACAUGACUUGGCUUAAUUCCCAUUUACAACUGCAUCUCAAUUAGGAAACUUUGUCAAGGGCAUACUAAGAUAAGGUAUACAAAUAAUAAAGUGAGACUGAAUGAUCA